Condylura cristata (star-nosed mole) is the source of this 13627-nucleotide messenger RNA. RefSeq names its product vacuolar protein sorting 13 homolog D (S. cerevisiae) (gene VPS13D). Gene Ontology annotation, cellular component: extrinsic component of membrane. Bases 1 to 13170 code for a protein of 4389 amino acids. The record is from RefSeq and is a predicted model, not a curated record. The transcript is spliced from 69 exons. Gene Ontology annotation, molecular function: protein binding. Gene Ontology annotation, biological process: protein targeting to vacuole; protein retention in Golgi apparatus; mitochondrion organization. Lineage: Eukaryota; Metazoa; Chordata; Mammalia; Eulipotyphla; Talpidae.
AUGUUGGAAGGUCUUGUAGCCUGGGUUCUCAAUACCUAUCUGGGGAAAUACGUCAAUAACCUCAACACUGACCAGCUCUCUGUCGCGCUUCUGAAAGGUGCUGUUGAGUUAGAAAAUUUGCCUUUAAAGAAAGAUGCCUUGAAAGAACUGGAAUUACCAUUUGAAGUCAAAGCUGGCCUAAUUGGGAAGGUAACCCUGCAGGUUCCCUUCUAUCGCCCCCAUGUGGACCCUUGGGUGAUCUCCAUCUCCAGCCUUCACUUAAUUGGAGCUCCUGAAAAAAUACAGGAUUUCAACGAUGAAAAGGAGAAGCUGUGGGAAAGAGAGCGCAAGAAAGCUCUGCUUCAAGCCCUGGAGGAGAAAUGGAAGAGUGAACGCCAGCAGAAAGGGGAAUCCUAUUGGUAUUCAGUGACUGCCUCGGUGGUUACAAGAAUUGUGGAGAAUAUCGAACUAAAAAUUCAAGAUGUUCACCUGCGCUUUGAAGAUGGCAUCACCAACCCUUCCCACCCCUUUGCAUUUGGCAUCUGCAUUAAGAAUGUCUCCAUGCAAAAUGCUGUGAACGUGCCUGUACAGAAAUUAAUGCGGAAAAAGCAAUUAGAUGUGGCAGAGUUUAGCAUCUAUUGGGAUGUCGAUUGCACUUUAUUGGGGGACUUGCCUCAAAUGGAGUUACAGGAGGCCAUGGGCACGAGCAUGGAGAGUCGCGACCACCACUACAUCCUGGAGCCCGUGUGUGCGUCUGCUCUCCUGACGAGAAACUGCUCCAAAGAGCCGCUGCGGUCCCGGCACUCGCCCCGUAUUGAAUGUGAUAUUCAGCUGGAGACCAUUCCCUUGAAGCUCUCCCAGCUGCAGUACCGACAAAUCAUGGAAUUCCUCAAGGAGCUGGAGCGAAAGGAGAGGCAGGUGAAGUUCCGAAAAUGGAAACCCAAAGUGGCCGUGUCCGAGAACUGCCGAGAAUGGUGGUACUUUGCUUUGAACGCCAACCUGAAUGAGAUCAGGGAGCAGCGGAAAUGCUGUACCUGGGACUUCCUGUUGCACCGCGCCCGAGAUGCCGUGUCUUACACGGAUAAGUACUUCAGCAAGUUGAAAGGAGGCUUGCUGUCUGCAGAUGACAAGGAGGAAAUGCAUCGGAUUGAAGAGGAACAGAGCUUUGAGGAACUGAAGAUUUUGCGUGAACUGGUUCAUGAGAGAUUUCACAAGCAGGAAGAACUAGCUGAGAGUCUGCGAGAGCCCCAGCUGGAUUCUCCGGGAGACUCUCCUGCAGGUCCGGAACCCGGGGGAGGCAGCGGGCUGCUGCAGUACCUUCAGUCCUGGUUUCCUGGCUGGGGCGGCUGGGACGGGCAGCAGACCCCAGAAGGCAGCGCCGUGGCGGGUCUGCCUGGGGAGCAGCACGAGCAGUGGACUCCUGAGGAGGUUUUGGGCACGGAAGAAUUUUUUGACCCCACUGCAGACGCCUCAUGUAUGAACACGUAUACAAAGCGGGAUCAUGUCUUCGCCAAAUUGAACCUGCAGUUGCAGCGAGGAACCGUGACUCUGCUGCACCAGGAGCCGGGGACGCCGCCCACUGGCGAAAGUGCUUUCAUGCAGCUCGAGUUUUCAGAUGUAAAGCUUCUGGCAGAAUCUCUUCCUCGAAGACAUUCUUCCUUGCUUUUAGUCCGGUUGGGUGGACUGUUCCUUCGGGACUUGGCCACAGAAGGAACUAUCUUUCCCCUCCUGGUCUUCCCGAAUCCACAAAAAGAAGUUGGCAGAGUCUCACAGUCCUUUGGCCUCCAGUCACCGUCAGCAGAGAGACAUGAUCAUUUUGCUGCUGCUGACCUGGAUGAGCCCGUGUUCGAAAUGUUGUAUGAGAGGAACCCUGCGCACAGCCACUUUGAGAGGCGGCUGGACGCCAGCACCAGGCCCUUGAACAUCAUCUAUAACCCCCAGGCUAUUAAAAAAGUGGCUGACUUUUUCUACAAGGGAAAGGUUCAUACCUCAGGUUUUGGUUAUCAGUCUGAACUUGAGUUGAGAGUUGCUGAAGCUGCCCGAAGACAAUAUAACAAACUGAAGAUGCAGACGAAGGCAGAGAUCCGACAAACCCUCGAUCGUUUGCUAGUGGGUGAUUUCAUUGAGGAAAGUAAGCGAUGGACUGUGCGACUAGAUAUUUCUGCCCCUCAAAUGAUCUUUCCAGAUGACUUCAAGUUCAAGAAUCCUGUGUUAGUUGUUGUGGAUCUAGGAAGAAUGUUGUUGACAAACACCCAAGAUGCCUCCAAGAGGAAAAGCGGGAAUGGGUCCACAUCUGAAGAGAAUCAGUUUAGUGAUGAUGAAUACAAGACACCCCUGGCUACACCUCCUAACACCCCACCUCCCGAAUCAAGCAGCAGUCAUGGGGAGAAAACACCUCCAUUUUCUGGUGUUGAAUUCAGUGAAGAGCAGCUUCAGGCACAUUUAAUGAGCACCAAGAUGUACGAGCGGUACUCUCUGUCAUUCAUGGACCUCCAGAUCAUGGUUGGGCGGGUGAAGGACAACUGGAAGCACGUCCAGGAUAUUGAUGUAGGGCCAACCCACGUGGUUGAGAAGUUCAAUGUGCACCUGCAGUUAGAACGUCGCCUGAUCUAUACCUCAGAUCCCAAGUAUCCUGGAGCUGUUCUCUCAGGCAACUUGCCAGAUUUAAAAAUCCACAUCAAUGAAGAUAAAAUAUCUGCUCUCAAGAAUUGCUUUGCACUCUUGACCACCCCAGAAAUGAAGACUCCUGACACUCAGAUUAAAGAGAAGAUUUUCCCUCAGGAGGAAGAAGGGGGAAGUUUGCAAGACUCAGUGAUGAACUUGACCCAGAGUAUUGUGAUGCUGGAGCAGCAUACCCGGGAGGUGCUGGUGGAGUCGCAACUCCUCCUGGCUGAGUUCAAGGUCAACUGUAUGCAGCUGGGUGUGGAGAGCAAUGGCCGCUACAUUUCUGUGCUCAAAGUAUUCGGUACCAACGCUCACUUUGUGAAGAGGCCGUAUGAUGCUGAGGUUUCUCUGACUGUACACGGUUUGCUCCUGGUAGACACCAUGCAGACAUACGGUGCUGAUUUUGACCUGUUGAUGGCCUCACACAAGAACCUGAGCUUUGAUAUCCCCACAGGAAGCCUCCGUGAUAGCAGGGCCCAGUCUCCUGUGUCAAGCUCUGUCGUGGCCCCCUUUACUGAUGCUGCCACUCUGAACCACCGGUCAGCCGCCAGUGUUUCUCUUGACAGGAUCCUCACCAAGGAGCAAGAAUCCCUUAUCAAAUUGGAAUAUCAGUUCGUGAGCUCAGAGUGCCCAUCGAUGAAUCUGGACAGCACUCUUCAGGUGAUUUCACUGCAGGUGAAUAAUCUGGACAUUAUCCUAAAUCCAGAGACCAUUGUGGAACUGAUUGGUUUUCUUCAAAAAUCAUUUCCCAAGGAAAAAGAUGAUCUGAGUCCUCAACCUCUGAUGACUGAUCAUGAGAGGAACUGUAGGGAACAAGGAACUUAUCAGUCUACAUAUGAACAAAACACCGAGGUGGCGGUGGAAAUCCACAGACUUAACCUGUUGCUCCUUCGGACGGUGGGGAUGGCGAACGGAGAGAAAUGUGGCAGGAAGAUUGCCACUGCGAGUGUAGGCGGCACCAAAGUCAACGUCUCCAUGGGCAGCGCAUUUGACAUCAAUGGUUCUCUUGGCUGCUUGCAGCUGAUGGAUCUCACUCAAGAUAACACUAAGAACCAGUACGUCGUCAGCAUUGGGAAUUCUGUCGGCUACGAGAACAUCAUCAGUGAUAUUGGCUACUUUGAAUCUGUAUUUGUCAGAAUGGAAGAUGCGGCCCUCAGCGAAGCUUUGAGUUUCACCUUCGUGGAGAAAUCUAAGCAGGAGUGUUUUCUCAACCUCAAGAUGGCUUCCUUGCAUUAUAACCACUCUGCAAAGUUUUUAAAGGAAUUGACACUGUCCAUGGAUGAACUGGAAGAAAAUUUUCGAAGCAUGCUGAAAAGCGCAGCCACCAAAGUGACCACAGUGCUUGCCACAAAAACAGCCGAGUACAGUGAGAUGGUGUCACUCUUUGAAAUGCCAAGGAAGGCCCGGGAGCCCUUUCCCUUAGAAGAAAAUGAAAUACAUGGGUUUGAUUUAGUGGCCCCUCAUUCAGACACGGUGAAGCUGCUUCUGAACAUAAACAUCGAGUCGCCAGUUGUGUCUGUCCCUCGGCAGCCUGGGAGUCCAGAGUUGCUGGUGGGACACUUGGGGCAGAUAUCCAUCCAGAAUUUUGUGGCCGGAGAUGACGAAUCUAGAAGUGACCGCCUGCAGGUAGAAAUCAAAGACAUUAAAUUAUAUUCUUUGAAUUGCACCCAGCUGGUAGGCAGAGAGGGUGCUGGGCCUGAAGUGGGCCAGGCAUUUUGCCCCCCGUCUGGCUCUGCCAGUGCCAACAGCCAGGAGGAAGCUCAGUUCACGCGACAUGAUUUCUUCGCAUCUUUGCACAGAGGUCAAGCUUUUCACAUCCUGAACAACACCACCAUUCAGUUUAAACUGGAGAAGAUUCCUGUAGAGAGAGAAUCGGAAUUGACUUUCUCGCUUAGCCCUGAUGACCUGGAUACGGCUAGCAUCAUGAAGAUUGAGGGGAAGUUUGUUAAUCCAGUUCAGGUGGUGCUAGCAAAGCAUGUAUAUGAGCAGGUGUUACAGACGCUGGACAAUCUAGUGUAUAGUGAAGAUCUGAAUAAGUUUCCAGCCAGUGCCACCUCCUCACCUUGCCCUAACUCUCCUCUGCCUUCCCUCGGUGCCUGUGGAGAACCUCCCACUGAACGGAAGGAGAAUGGAUUGUUCAGCCACUCCAGCCUCUCUAACUCUUCUCAGAAGUCCUUGUCCAUAAAAGAGGUCAAGUCCUUCACCCAGAUUCAGGCCAACUUUUGUAUAUCAGAGCUUCAAGUUCAGCUAAGUGGAGAUCUGACUUUGGGGGCCCAGGGCCUCGUGAGCUUAAAGUUUCAGGACUUUGAGGUGGAAUUCAAUAAAGACCAUCCCCAGACGUUAUCCAUUCAGAUUGCUCUGCGCUCUCUGUUGAUGGAAGACUUACUGGAGAAAAACCCAGAUUCCAAGUAUAAGAACCUGAUGGUCUCUCGGGGAGCCCCUAAGCCAUCUAGCUUGACACAAAAAGAGUAUCUGUCUCAGUCUUGCCCUUCAGUAUCCAAUGUGGAAUACCCGGAUAUGCCUCGGUCUCUCCCUUCCCACAUGGAGGAAGCACCUAAUGUCUUUCAGCUCUAUCAGAGACCUACCUCGGCAUCCCGGAAGAAGCAGAAGGAAGUCCAAGACAAGGACUGCCCCUUGACUCCGCCCCCUUCUCCAUCGGUAGACGAGCCCAAGAUAAUUGCUGGGAAGAGUAAAUUUGAUGAUUCCUUGGUCCAUAUCAAUAUAUUCUUGGUGGAUAAGAAACAUCCGGAAUUCUCUUCCAGUUAUAAUCGAGUUAACCGGAGUAUUGAUGUAGAUUUUAACUGUCUGGAUGUGCUCAUCACACUGCAAACUUGGGUCGUGAUUCUAGAUUUUUUCGGUAUUGGCUCCACUGCAGACAACCAUGCAAUGAAGGUGCCACCCGAGGACCCGCUGCAAACCAUCAAGUCAGAGUCAAGUGCUCUGCUUGAGUCUGAACUUCAGGACCCCGUCAACACCAGGCUGGAUCUCAAGGUUCAUUCGCUCUCUCUCGUGCUGAACAAGACCACCAGUGAGCUUGCUAAAGCGAACGUGUCCAAAUUAAUGGCACAUAUGGAAAUGAUUGAGGGAGACCUGGCCUUGCAAGGAAGCAUUGGAAGCCUGUCUCUGAGUGACCUCACAUCCCACGGAGAGUUCUACAGAGAACGUUUCACGACAAGUGGGGAAGAAGCUCUCAUCUUCCAGACUUUUAAGUAUGGACGCCCCGACCCGCUGCUCCGUAGAGAGCACGACGUCCGCGUGAGUCUGCAGAUGGCCUCUGUGCAGUACGUGCACACCCAGCGCUUCCAGGCCGAGGUCGUGGCCUUCAUCCAGCACUUCACACAGCUGCAGGAUGUGUUGGGGCGCCAGCGCGCUGCCAUUGAGGGGCAGACGGUGAGAGAUCAAGCCCAGCGCUGUUCACGGGUUCUCCUGGAUAUUGAGGCUGGUGCUCCUGUUCUCCUAAUCCCAGAAAGUUCCAGAUCAAAUCAUCUGAUUGUCGCAAAUUUGGGGAAGUUGAAAGUCAAGAACAAGUUUCUCUUUGCAGGGUUUCCUGGAACCUUUUCCUUACAAGAUAAGGAAUCGGUGCCCUCAGCUUCCCCAGCGGGCACACCCAAGCACAGUGCGAGGAAAAUGCCAAGUGCAGAGGAGCCCAAGGGCGCCCACUUUGAGGGGCUCUUCAUGGUGCCUCCUGCUGGAGUGAGUGCAGGCAGCCUGAAGAAUGAGCUGGCGCCAAAUGCCUCGAGCAAACAGCAAGUGCACCAGACCACACCUGCUGUCGACCAGGUUUCCAAAAGCCCAGAAGACCAUAUCUGCCUGUUGGAUUGCAUCGAGGUGGAUCUCCAAGACAUGGACAUCUUUGCUGCAGAGAGACGCCCUCGAGAGUAUUGUGAGGCCUCAGAGGACAACAGUGGUGAUCUGCUCUUCCCUUCCUAUCUUGUGCGACAGAUGGGAGGGAGCCUCCUAACUGAGCCCUGUCGGCUGAAGCUGCAGGUGGAAAGGAAUUUGGACAGAGAAAUAAGUCAUACUGUGCCAGAUAUAUCUAUCCACGGUAAUCUCUCCUCUGUCCACUGCUCCCUGGAUCUGUCCAAAUACAAGCUGAUCCGUGGUUUGUUAGAGAACAACCUUGGCGAGCCCAUUGAGGAGUUCAUGCGGCCUUACGAUUUGCAAGAUCCAAGAAUUCAUACCAUCCUGAGCGGAGAGGUGUACACGUGCAUGUGCUUCCUUGUUGACAUGGUGAAUGUCAGUCUGGAGCUGAAAGAUCCCAAAGGAAAAGAAGGUUCUGGGUCCCUCGCCAGAUUUGACUUCAAGAAAUGUAAACUGCUUUAUGAGAGUUUUUCAAAUCAAACCAAGUCCAUUAACUUGGUUUCCCAUUCCAUGAUGGCCUUUGAUACUCGCUAUGUCGGGCAGAAGACCAGCCCGGGUCUGACAAACGUGUUCAACUGUAUCUUUCAGCCCUCCAAGAGCAGCAGCACCACCCAAGGGUCUAUUCAGAUUGAGCUGCAUCUCAGAUCAACAAAGGAUUCCUCCUGCUUCACAGUAGUUCUCAACAAUCUCCGAGUGUUUCUCAUAUUUGACUGGCUGCUGUUAGUUCAUGAUUUUCUCCACACUCCCAGUGAUGUUAAGAAACAAACAAACGUUACUCCUUCUCGCCACCGUAACUCUAGCAGCGAAUCUGCUGUGGUUCCUAAAACCGUGAAAAGUGGAGUGGUCACCAAGCGGUCUUCCCUUCCUGUAUCCACGGAAAGGCACUUGGAGGUCAAGGUCAACGUGACAGGCACGGAGUUCGUGGUCGUGGAAGAUGUCUCCUGCUUUGACACCAACGCCAUCAUUCUCAAAGGCACCACUGUGCUCACCUAUAAGCCCCGAUUUGUCGAUCGGCCCUUUUCAGGAAGUUUGUUUGGCAUCGAGGUGUUCUCAUGCCGACUGGGGAGUGAGCAGGACACAGCCCUGUCAAUUGUUGAUCCGGUACAAAUUCAGGUAGAGCUGGUGGGGAAUUCUUCUUACCAGAAUAGCUCAGGACUGAUGGAUGCGUUCAACAGUGAAGAUUUCCCGCCCAUAUUGGAGAUUCAGUUGCAAGCCCUGGAUAUCAGACUCUCCUACAACGAUGUCCAGCUGUUUCUUGCAAUCGCAAAGUCCAUCCCCGAGCAAGCGAAUGCUGCGGUGCCUGAACCUGCGGCCUCAGCGGGCAGCUCUGUCAGCGGUCACCUUCUGGGUGCCUCUCGUGUUGGGGAGGAAAUCAGAGAAGGGACCAGACACACCUUGGAUCCUGUAUUGGAGUUACAGCUGGCAAGACUGCAGGAGCUGGGGUUCAGCAUAGAAGACUGUCGUAAGGCCCUUUUAGUCUGUCAAGGCCAAUUAAAAAAGGCAGCAAGUUGGUUGUUUAAGAAUGCUGAACCUCUGAAGUCUCUUUCACUGGCCUCUCACAGCCGAGAGGGCCAGGGGCCUGUGCCAGCACAGUUCAUCUCUGGAGUGGAGAUCAAAGCUGAGAGCGUGUGCAUCUGUUUCAUCGACGACUGCAUGGACUGCGACGUCCCUCUUGCUGAGCUCACCUUUUCCCGUCUGAAUUUUCUUCAGCGUGUGAGGACUAGUCCUGAAGGCUAUGCCCACUUCACCCUUUCUGGAGACUACUAUAACCGUGCGCUCUCUGGCUGGGAACCAUUUAUCGAGCCAUGGCCGUGCUCUGUGUCUUGGCAACAGCAGUCAGCUGGCCGCCUCCAUCCUCCUCGCCUGAAGCUGGAAGCCAAGGCCAAAUUCCGUUUGGAUAUCAACAUUACUUCUGUGCUAAUUGAUCAAUAUGUCAGUACCAAGGAAUCGUGGAUGGCAGAUUAUUGUAAGCAGGACACAGAAAUUGACUCAUCUGUUUCAGAAGACUGGAUGGGCUCUUCAGUGGAUCCUCCGUGUUUUGGACAAAGCCUCCCCCUUGCCUACCUUAGAACUAGGAGUACAGCCAGUCUGACUAACCUAGAGCACCAGAUCUAUGCUAGAGCAGAGGUGAAAACCCCCAAGCGUCGGCAGCCGUUUGUUCCCUUCGCUCUGAGAAACCACACAGGGUGCACCCUGUGGUUCGCCACCUUGACCACCACGCCUACCAGGGCUGCGCUGUCUCACAGUGGGAGUCCAGGGCUGCUUCCGGAGACUGAUGGCACGUUUCUCGAUGACACGCACAAUGUCAGUGAGUGGCGGGAAGUCCUCACAGGCGAAGAGAUUCCCUUCGAAUUUGAAGCAAGAGGGAAGUUAAGACACAGACACACCCAUGACCUCCGGAUCCAUCAGCUGCAAGUGAGAGUGAACGGCUGGGAGCAAGUGAGCCCCGUGUCUGUGGACAAAGUCGGGACCUUUUUCCGAUAUGCGGCACCAGACAAAAAUUCAUCUUGCUCGACGAUUGGCAGCCCGAGCUGCAGGACCAACAUCAUCCACCCACAGGUUUAUUUCUCUUCACUGCCACCUGUGCGCGUGGUCUUCGCGGUGACCAUGGAGGGCAGCGCUCGCAAAGUCAUCACCGUGCGUUCCGCCCUCAUCGUGAAGAACAGGCUCGAGACGCCAAUGGAACUGAGGCUGGACAGCCCAUCAGCCCCAGACAAGCCUGUGGUGCUUCCCGCCGUCAUGCCCGGCGACUCCUUCGCUGUGCCUUUACACCUCACAUCGUGGCGGCUCCAGGCCCGGCCCAAAGGGUUGGGCGUGUUUUUCUGCAAGGCUCCUAUUCACUGGACCAACGUAGUGAAGACUACAGAGGUCAGUAGCAGCAAAAGGGAGUGCCACUCCAUGGACACGGAGAAGAGCCGCUUCUUCAGGUUUUGUGUGGCCAUAAAGAAAGAGAAUUAUCCAGAUUACAUGCCCUCAAACAUAUUUUCUGACAGUGCAAAACAGAUUUUCAGACAGCCCGGGCAUACCAUAUAUCUCUUGCCAACAGUGGUAAUCUGCAACUUGCUACCUUGUGAACUUGAUUUUUAUGUUAAAGGAAUGCCAAUCAAUGGGACACUGAAACCCGGCAGAGAGGUGGCUCUCCACACAGCUGAUACCUCCCAGAACAUUGAACUGGGCGUAUCUCUGGAGAAUUUCCCACUCUGUAAGGAAUUGCUCAUUCCACCUGGAACCCAGAACUACAUGGUUCGAAUGCGACUCUAUGACAUCAACCGGCGCCAGCUGAAUCUCACCAUCCGGAUUGUGUGCCGAGCAGAAGGCUCCUUAAAGAUCUUCAUUUCUGCUCCAUAUUGGCUGAUUAACAAAACAGGAUUACCGCUGAUCUUCAGGCAGGACAAUGCAAAGACAGACGCGGCAGGCCAGUUUGAGGAACAUGAGCUGGCCCGGAGCCUGAGUCCUCUCUUAUUCUGCUAUGCUGACAAAGAGCAGCCAAACCUCUGCACGAUGAGAAUCGGAAGGGGGAUUCAUCCUGAAGGCAUGCCGGGCUGGUGUCAGGGCUUCUCGCUGGAUGGUGGGAGCGGCGUCCGAGCUCUGAAAGUCAUCCAGCAAGGAAACCGCCCCGGGCUGAUCUAUAACAUUGGUAUUGAUGUCAAGAAAGGCCGAGGUCGAUACAUUGACACCUGUAUGGUCAUCUUUGCCCCCCGUUACCUAUUAGAUAAUAAAUCAUCUCACAAGCUUGCAUUUGCACAGAGGGAGUUUGCCAGGGGCCAGGGAACGGCCAAUCCUGAAGGUUACAUCUCCACCCUCCCUGGCUCCAGUGUGGUGUUUCAUUGGCCUCGGAAUGACUACGAUCAACUGUUAUGCGUCAGGUUGAUGGACAUUCCCAAUUGCAUUUGGUCUGGAGGCUUUGAAGUUAACAAGAACAAUUCCUUCCAUAUCAACAUGAGAGACACCCUGGGAAAAUGCUUCUUCCUACGUGUGGAAAUUACUCUUCGAGGAGCUACCUACAGGAUCUCAUUUAGUGACACAGAUCAGCUACCCCCUCCUUUCCGAAUUGACAACUUUUCUAAGGUCCCGGUUGUCUUCACUCAGCAUGGUGUGGCUGAGCCCCGGCUUCGAACUGAGGUGAAGCCCAUGAUGUCACUGGAUUAUGCCUGGGAUGAACCCACCCUGCCACCUUUCAUCACCCUGACUGUUAAAGGGGCAGGCUCCUCUGAGAUCAGCUGCAACAUGAAUGAUUUCCAGGACAACCGGCAGCUUUACUAUGAAAAUUUCAUUUACAUUGCUGCUACAUACACAUUCUCAGGCUUACAGGAGGGGACAGGAAGGCCUGUGGCAUCCUCCAAGGCCACUACCUGUGCAGAGCUUGUUCUGGAUGUCUCCCCAAAGACACAGAGAGUCAUUUUAAAGAAAAAGGAACCAGGGAAGCGCUCUCAGCUCUGGAGAAUGACUGGAACAGGCAUGCUGGCCCACGAGGGCUCUUCUGUACCCCACAACCCCAGCAAGCCCUCGUCCUCCCGCUCCACCGAGGGUUCUGCCAUCUUAGAUAUAGCUGGCCUUGCCGCAGUAACUGACAACAGGUAUGAACCAUUGAUGCUACGAAAGCCAGACCGCAGGCGAAGCACAACUCAGACGUGGAGUUUCCGAGAAGGGAAACUGACCUGCGGGCUACAUGGGCUGGUUGUCCAGGCCAAAGGAGGGCUCUCUGGUUUGUUUGAUGGAGCUGAAGUUGUUCUUGGUCCUGACACUUCUAUGGAGCUUUUGGGGCCAGUUCCACCUGAACAGCAAUUUACUAACCAAAAAAUGAGACCUGGUUCUGGAAUUCUGUCCAUCAGAGUCAUCCCAGAUGGACCAACUAGAGCACUCCAGAUAGCAGAUUUCUCCCAGCGGAAAAGUGACCGUUCAUCAUAUGAAGUCAAUGAGCUUCCUGUUACUGAACAAGACCUGCAGAAAUUGAGGAAUCCAGAUACAGAGCAAGAAUUGGAAGUGCUUGUAAAGUUAGAAGGUGGAAUUGGGUUGUCUUUAAUUAAUAAAGUUCCAGAAGAACUGGUCUUUGCAAGUCUUACAGGAAUCAAUGUGCAUUAUACACAGCUUGCAACAAGUCAUAUGCUUGAACUCAGCAUACAGGAUGUACAGGUGGACAAUCAGCUCAUUGGCACCACUCAGCCCUUCAUGCUCUACGUGACUCCCCUGAGCCAUGAGAGUGAGGUCAUCGAGACAGGCCCUGCUGUGCAGGUGAACGCGGUGAAGUUCCCCAGCAAGAGCACACUGACCAACAUCUACAAGCACCUGAUGGUGACAGCCCAGAGAUUCACCGUGCAAAUUGAGGAGAAACUGCUCCUUAAGCUGCUGAGUUUCUUUGGCUACAAUCAAGCAGAAUCAGAGGUGGAAAAAUAUGAUGAGAAUCUCCAUGAAAAGUCAGUUGAACAAGGUGGAACCCCAAUUCGGUACUACUUUGAGAAUCUCAAAAUCAGCAUUCCCCAGAUCAAGCUGAGUGUGUUCACCUCCAACAAGCUGCCAUUGGAUCUUAAGGCCCUAAAAAGUACCUUGGGAUUUCCAUUGAUUCGGUUUGAAGAUGCCGUCAUUAAUCUAGAUCCAUUCACUCGGGUGCAUCCCUAUGAGACCAAGGAGUUCAUCAUCAAUGAUAUCCUCAAGCAUUUUCAGGAGGAACUCCUCAGCCAGGCCGCUCGGAUCCUGGGAUCGGUGGACUUUCUCGGCAACCCCAUGGGACUAUUGAAUGAUGUUUCUGAAGGAGUUACUGGAUUGAUAAAGUAUGGAAAUGUCGGGGGCCUCAUCAGAAAUGUCACUCAUGGAGUGUCAAACUCUGCUGCCAAGUUUGCGGGGACGUUGUCAGAUGGCUUAGGGAAGACGAUGGACAAUCGGCACCAGUCCGAGCGGGAGUAUAUCCGCUACCACGCGGCCACCAGCGGGGAGCACCUUGUAGCCGGCAUCCACGGCCUGGCGCACGGUAUCAUUGGUGGAUUGACCAGUGUUAUAACCUCAACAGUGGAAGGUGUGAAAACAGAAGGGGGUGUCAGCGGUUUCAUAUCUGGCCUUGGGAAAGGGCUUGUGGGCACUGUAACCAAGCCGGUGGCAGGCGCCCUGGAUUUUGCAUCAGAAACAGCCCAGGCGGUGAGAGACACAGCCACACUUAGUGGCCCCAGGACUCAAGCACAGAGAGUGCGGAAGCCGCGGUGCUGCCUGGGCCCCCAGGGGCUGCUCCCCCGGUACUCGGCGAGCCAGGCCGAAGGGCAGGAGCAGCUCUUCAAACUGACCGACAACAUACAGGACGAAUUCUUCAUCGCUGUGGAGAACACAGACAGCUACUGUGUGCUCAUCUCCUCCAAAGCCGUGUACUUCCUGAAAAGUGGAGACUACGUCGACCGAGAGGCCAUUUUCCUCGAAGUCAAAUACGAUGACCUCUACCACUGCCUCGUCUCCAAAGACCACGGGAAGGUGUACGUGCAGGUGACCAAGAAAGCGGUGAACACGAGCAGCGGCGUGUCCAUCCCGGGUCCGUCCCACCAGAAGCCCAUGGUUCACGUGAAAUCAGAGGUCCUCGCUGUCAAGUUGUCCCAAGAAAUAAACUAUGCAAAGAGCCUUUAUUAUGAACAGCAGCUUAUGCUGCGGCUCAGUGAGCAUCAAGAGCACUUGGAGCUGGACUCCUGAGAGACCCCGCUGCUGCAGGGACACUGCCGGGGCCCUUCGCGGCCGGUGGCCCGCGGCCGGGCUCAGCGAGUGAGGCCGAGCGCGCGGCAGGAGGGCUGGAGGCGCGUCAGCGACAGGGGAAGGGAAGACGGGGGUGUCGCCGUGGAGGACAUUAAUUUGGGGGCAGGGGUUGCUUUAGGUUAUGGGGAUGGAAUUUUUAAAAGGUAUUGGUUGAAUAACGUAAAAAAUGAAAAUUGUACUGCGAUGAAUCUAAUUUUUAGAUCGCCCUGUAUUUUGUUAACAUGUAUAUAUGUACAACUGUGUGUCUGUAAAUACGUACGAGUGUUGCUGAACAGGGUCUGUGCUGUGUGUAAAGGUUUGUUAACUGUAAAGUAAUAUAAAUUAUAUCGGACCUUCUAUUGCACUAAUUCUACACGUGGAAUUCAGGGGACUCGUUAUAAAGGCCUUUUUAAACAUC